Messenger RNA from Fulvia fulva, 825 nucleotides. Its product is annotated as Kinetochore protein Sos7. The transcript has a single exon. The record is from RefSeq and is a predicted model, not a curated record. Gene Ontology annotation, cellular component: kinetochore. Gene Ontology annotation, biological process: kinetochore assembly; attachment of mitotic spindle microtubules to kinetochore; protein localization to kinetochore. Lineage: Eukaryota; Fungi; Ascomycota; Dothideomycetes; Mycosphaerellales; Mycosphaerellaceae. Bases 1 to 825 code for a protein of 274 amino acids.
AUGGAUCCUCAAGCAGCACUGAACGCGCUUCAACAGCCUCAACUACAGUCCCUCUCGAUCCUCACCCUCUCCGAACCACUCCUCAACAGUUCCAUCAACGCGCCCAAAUCACCUUCGCGUCGCUACUCCAAUGCCUCGCAAGCAACACAAACACCUUCAUCCCUCGCCGCGGACUUGACGCACUACCGCGAACUCUUCUCCAAACUACGCUUCUCCUACGUCGAGCAAGUCACCAAAGAACGCUUUCUCCGCAGCAUCAUCGCCGAAACACCCGAGUUUGUCUCGGCAGCAGACAAUGCCGAGUUCGAUGAAGCGCUGAAAGGUGAGAAAGCGGCGCUGAAGCAGAAGAAGGAGGAAGUUCGCGAGACUGUGGGAGUUCUGGAAGAACAGGGACGAAGUUUGGCGAAGCGGUAUGAGAAUGUACAGCUGCAGACGCGGCAAUUGAAGAAUCUACCAGCCGACAUUGCGUAUCUGGAAGCGACGAUCGAGGAGCUGCGGAUGAAACAGGAGCCGGGUAGUGAGGAUCCGGAAAUGCGAUUGAAUCUACAACAGACGCGACAGCUGCUCGAUGACAGACAGCGCGAGAUGAGGAGUGCUGACAUGGAGAUCGAGAGAUUGCAGGCGGCACUACCUGCCAAACAGGCUGAAGUCCAGAGACUGAGGGAUGAGCUAGCUCCCAUACAGAUGCGAAAGAUCAAGGCUGUGGAAGAGGCGCAGGAGGCGAAGAAGAGGCGGGAGAUGGGUGCUGGUGCAGAUGAGUUGGAGGAGAAGGGCAGGUGGCUGAGAGGCGUGGAGACCAGUCUGAAGGCUAUGCUGGAGGUUUGA